This is a messenger RNA of Fusarium musae, 1089 nucleotides long. RefSeq lists its product as uncharacterized. Bases 1 to 1089 code for a protein of 362 amino acids. Gene Ontology annotation, biological process: mitochondrial respiratory chain complex I assembly; biosynthetic process. NCBI's taxonomy places the organism in Eukaryota, Fungi, Ascomycota, Sordariomycetes, Hypocreales, Nectriaceae. Gene Ontology annotation, cellular component: mitochondrion. The transcript has 2 exons. The record is from RefSeq and is a predicted model, not a curated record.
AUGUAUCGCCCGAGACUAUUGGGCCAGAGUCUUCGGGGCUUCACUUACGCCCAAACAUAUCGUCGAACAUAUAUCACAGAUGCUGAUGUUGAAUCUGCGAGAAGAUAUUGCUUGACACAAUUACAAAAUAGCGACUAUGAUGCUCAUCUCAUUCGCCGCUUUGUCCCCUCUUCAGUACAAGACACCUACGCUGCUCUACGUACCCUCAACCUUGAGCUUGUUCGCCUCCCCGAGCUCGUUUCUAACCCUACGAUUGGAACCUUCCGAAUGAAAUUCUGGCAAGAAUCCAUUGACAACACUUUCGCGGGCCGUCCCCCUCGCGAACCCAUUUGCAUCCUCCUCCACAAGGGUCUACAAGAUCUGGAAGCCCGCGAUGGCAAUUCUACCAAGAAAUCAAUCAAAUUUUGGAUCUCAAGAUUAAUAAAAACCAGAGAAAAGCAUAUGACAAACAGGCCUUUUGCGAAUUUGGCGAGCUUGGAGGAGUAUGCUGAGAAUACAUAUUCGACUCUCAUGUACACGACAUUAGCAUCACUUCCACUGAGAUCAAUGCAUGUCGACCAUCUCGCAAGUCAUAUCGGAAAGGCUUGCGGUAUCGCUGCGGUCCUACGUGGCAUCCCUAUUCUGGCGGCACCUCCCCCUCCAGUAAAUACACCUUCUGGUCAGGUUCCAGCUGUGCGGGAGCCUGCGCUUCUUCUACCAUUGGAUGCCAUGGCUGAAGCAGGUGUUAAAGAAGAGGAGGUCUUUAGGCAAGGACCCAAUGCACCCGGACUUCAAGAUGCUGUAUUCCAGGUCGCAACACGAGCCAAUGACCACCUCAUCACGGCCCGAGAGAUGCUCAAGCGGCUCAAGGCAGGAGAGGAUCCAGGUCACGAAUUCGAGCAUCAGGGAGAAGCUGAGCAUUUCUAUACAGAGGGGAACGACACAUUGAGAGAGAUCCGACAGGGAUUUGGAGUGCUUCUUGAAGCUAUCCCUUCGGCACAGUACUUGCAACGUCUAGAGCAAGCAGAUUUCAACCCAUUCGCCGUCAAGACAGCUGGCUGGAAACUGCCGUGGAGUAUCUGGCAGGCCUUGUCUAAGGAGCGAAUCUAA